Molecule: messenger RNA, 528 nt
Organism: Colletotrichum orchidophilum
Lineage: Eukaryota; Fungi; Ascomycota; Sordariomycetes; Glomerellales; Glomerellaceae
Product: glycine cleavage system H protein
Exons: 2
Coding region: 1-528 (175 amino acids)
Biological process (GO): protein lipoylation; glycine decarboxylation via glycine cleavage system
Cellular component (GO): mitochondrion; cytoplasm; glycine cleavage complex
Source: RefSeq, a predicted model, not a curated record
AUGGCCUCAAUUGCACGCAGCAUGAGGGCAGUCCGCCCCUCCGCCCUCUCCCAACUCACAAAGGCCGCCCCCCGCGCCUUUUUCCCCCGUCCCGCGCAGCGCAGCUUCUCCACGACCCCCAGCAGCUUAAUACGCAAGUACACAAAGGAUCACGAGUGGAUUGACCUCAACGCCGACAAGAAGACGGGCGUCGUCGGCAUCUCCGAGUACGCCGCCGAGCAGCUGGGCGACGUCGUCUACGUCGAGCUGCCCGAGGAAGGCACCGAGGUCGCCCAGGGCGACGCCAUCGGCGCCGUCGAGUCCGUCAAGAGCGCCGCCGACAUCAACGCCCCCAUCAGCUGCAAGGUCACCCAGGUCAACCUCGGCCUCGAGGAGAAGCCCGGCACCAUCAACAAGGUGCCCGAGGACGACUCCCACGGCGGCGGCUGGAUCGCAAAGGUCGAGGUCGACGAGGCCGGCGUCCAGGAGCUCGAGGCCCUCAUGAGCGAGGAGGAGUACAAAGCCUUCACCGCUUCCGAGGACCACUAG